GUGGUGCGCCGUACCGUAACCUAACCUAACCUAACUUACCUUUCUCUCUCUCUCUCUCUCUCCCCUUUCCCGUCUCCCCACUGCGGCGAUGCGAUAUCGCGGCGAGCCGAAGCGAUGCACCACGGCGGCCGAUGACGGAUUACGGAUCGCGUUGAGAUAGUAAACAAGUCGCACAACAGCUGUGGCUUUAUCUGGUCGCGAGCGAGAUAAAUGGGGAACGGCGCGCGGGCGGCGAGUCGCUGGGACCGAUAUCGCUCGCCGUGGUGUUAACCUCCGCCCGAGGGGGAGCUCGAGGCCAGCGGGCGCGGAUCAUGCCUCGGGAAUCCACCCCCGUGACAGUCCGACGGGGGCAGCGGACCGCUUAGGUUAUGUCGUACCGUCAAGGCGUUCGUAUCUCAGCGAGGGACACGUCGGCGUAGAGAGCCAAGGACUACAAUGGGCGACCACAUCGGCGAUAACAUACUAAUCCCGCAAGUCGACAAUGUCGUGCUGGUCGACAAGAGCGACGGCGGUAACAAGAGCAUGGACGGGACGCUGUGCAUCAGCGGCCACCACCUCAUCCUGUCCUCCAGGCAGGACGACGGCCAGGAGUUUUGGCUGAUGAACAGGAACAUCGACGUCGUCGAGAAGAAACUGAACGCCCAGAGUCCAGGCGGUAGCAUAAUAUUGAAGUGCAAGGACUUCCAGAUCCUUCAGCUAGAUAUCGGCUCCACUAACGAUUUAAUCAACGCCACGCUGUCCAUAGAGAAGCUAAUAUCGCUAGACCAAACUCUACAAUACCCGUUCUUCUAUCGGCCGCAGACGAGCAACAACAUUAUGGUGCGGGUAGAGGACGGCUGGACGGCGUUCGCGCCCGUCUCCGAGUGGUCCAGAUUGUUGGCGGCUCACGGGGACGAGUGGCGUAUCAGUUACCUCAACAGAGACUACAAAGUCUGCAAUUCGUAUCCGUCGGCGGUCAUAGUGCCGCGUCAAGUGGACGACAAAGUUGUAAUAGCCUCGGCUGGCUUUAGGGACGGCGGAAGGUUCCCCGUGUUAUGUUACCGACACGAGGGAGGAAGUAUACUAUUGAGAAGCAGUCAGCCGUUGUGCGGUGCUACCGGCAAGAGGUGCAAGGAAGAUGAAAAACUGCUGAACGCAGUUCUGGGCCCUGGGAGGCGUGGUUACAUAGUGGACACAAGAUCGGUUAAUCAGGCGCAGAGUGCCAGAGCCAGAGGCGGCGGCACGGAGAUGGACACGGCUUAUCCGCAAUGGCGUAAAGUACACAAAGCGGUUCCUCGGCCGCACGAUCUGGCCGAUAGUUUCUACAGAUUGAUAGAGGCUUGCAACGACGUGAACAGCUCCACUUCGCAGUGGCUGUCGAAACUGGACAGCAGCGGGUGGCUAACUGCUGUACAGAGCGCUUUAAAUGCCGCUUGCGUCACCGCGCAAUGCCUGCAUCAAGAGGCUGCGGCCGUACUAGUGCACGGCAGCACAGGUAGGGACUCCACGUUGGUCGUGACCAGUUUGGCCCAGGCAAUACUGAAUCCCGAUUGCCGGACGGUACGAGGACUCCAGGCGCUCAUAGAGCGCGAGUGGUUGCAGGCCGGCCAUCAAUUUUUCAGCCGGACCCGUUGCGGAGCGUAUCAAUCCGUGAGCUCGCAAAAUCCCACGCACGCGCCGACCUUUCUGCUUUUCCUCGACUGCCUGUACCAGCUGCACCACCAAUUCCAAUUCAGCUUCGAGUACACCGCGGAUUUGCUCAUCAAAUUGUACAAGCACGCCUACUCCUCCAACUACGGUACAUUUUUAGGUGACUCGGAGGCGGAGAGGAUAAAAUUACGGCUGUCCGAGCGAACCUACAGCUUAUGGUCGUACAUGAAUCAGCCGGACGUUUUGGAGCAGUGGAUCAAUCCGUUGUACGAGCCGAAUCCGGGAGUGAUUUGGCCCAGCGUUGCACCCAUCAGUAUUCAGCUGUGGAAAGAACUGUACCUCGCGCAUACAAGCGCAGCCCUCUGGGACGGUAUGCUCUCCUACGCGAAGCAGAUCAAGCAGAAUCACACGGCGGUGCGCAAGGUGGCCGGACAGCUGCAGGCGCAGAUCAAGCAGGCGUUGGAGGAGAUCCGUUCGGAUCCGGACAUGUCGCGGGGAGACGCGGACAAUCAGGAGGACCAUCCCCGUAUAGCGCAAUUGAGCCUGGAGUCUCAGAGUACUUGAUACAGAUCGUAGAGGCCGAAGGAACACCGAGGAGAUCUGCGCCGGCAGAUUCAACGAUCUUGUCAAUAUGCCUUUAAUUAUACAAUACUACGUUGGCCCGCACGGAUCAACGGUCUUCACCUGCCACGAAUGCUUGAAGCCUUCGUAACGAAAAAGAAAAGAAAAAAAAUUCUCAACGCAAUUCCUUCGACCUCUCGCCGAGAUGAAGAAGGGGACGUCUAUUAGUUUAAGAAUAGGUCUGCGCCCCAUCGGGCGUGUUAUCGUUGUCAAUAUAGAUUUGAAUAUUGCGUAUUUCAUGUAUUUCUCUCACGUCACGUUAGUCGACGUUAUAUAAGUCAUCACGCGAUUUUGCCCUACGUAGUGAAACUCGCAUCACCGUAAGGAUAUCAAGUUCUAUUUAAAUGAGACGAGAUAAAUUGUGAUAUUUUUUAUUUCACGACAAAUGUAUGGCGUCACAU
Messenger RNA from Vollenhovia emeryi, 2651 nucleotides. Its product is annotated as myotubularin-related protein 9. NCBI's taxonomy places the organism in Eukaryota, Metazoa, Arthropoda, Insecta, Hymenoptera, Formicidae. The transcript has 7 exons. The record is from RefSeq and is a predicted model, not a curated record. The coding region runs from base 436 to 2193 and encodes 585 amino acids. Gene Ontology annotation, biological process: negative regulation of autophagy.